Messenger RNA from Ipomoea triloba (trilobed morning glory), 762 nucleotides. Its product is annotated as mitogen-activated protein kinase kinase kinase 1-like. The record is from RefSeq and is a predicted model, not a curated record. NCBI's taxonomy places the organism in Eukaryota, Viridiplantae, Streptophyta, Magnoliopsida, Solanales, Convolvulaceae. The coding region runs from base 1 to 762 and encodes 253 amino acids. Gene Ontology annotation, biological process: protein phosphorylation. The transcript is spliced from 8 exons. Gene Ontology annotation, molecular function: ATP binding; protein tyrosine kinase activity.
AUGCAGAGAUUGUUCUUUAAGGGUAUUGAAGUUUCUUUAAUUGCCCCAGGAAAGGAUUUAUCAACUUCAACAGGCAUACAACUUAUAAAACAUCAAAUAAAAGUUACACAAGAAAUUUCAAUUUUAAGUCAGUUAGAACAUGAAAACAUAGUUCGUUAUCUUGGAACAGACAAGGAUGAUAGCAACCUCUAUGUUUUCCUUGAACUUCUUCCUAAAGGUUCACUUGCGAGUCUUUAUCGCAUGUAUCGACUUUAUGAUACCCAGGUUUCUACAUACACUAAGCAAAUUUUGAGCGGAUUACAUUAUCUUCACUCACUCAACGUGGUUCAUAGGGAUAUAAGGUGUGACAAUAUACUGGUAGGUGUGAAUGAUUCCGUGAAACUUGCAGAUUUUGGGUUUGCAAAGGUAAUAACACAACUGAAUGACAUCAAAUCCACGAAAGGAAGCCCACGCUGGAUGGCACCAGAGGUUGUGCGGAAAAACAAUAAUGGCUAUGGGCGUGCUGCUGAUAUUUGGAGCCUUGGGUGUACCGUUUUAGAGAUGUUAACCGGGCAAUUUCCAUACUAUGAGUUAGAAGGGGUGCAAGCACUGUUCCAAAUUGGUAGAGGUAAACUCCCAACUAUACCUGAGGAUUUGUCAGAAGAUGCUAAGGAUUUCAUUCAUAAAUGCUUACAAGUUAACCCAAGUGAUCGGCCUACCGCUGCUGAACUAUCGGACCAUCCAUUUUUGAAGACAGCAAGUCCUUUGUCUGAUGUGUAUUAG